Periophthalmus magnuspinnatus is the source of this 2173-nucleotide messenger RNA. It is a transcript of the gene ccnq, whose product is annotated as cyclin Q. The transcript has 6 exons. Gene Ontology annotation, molecular function: cyclin-dependent protein serine/threonine kinase regulator activity. The record is from RefSeq and is a predicted model, not a curated record. Gene Ontology annotation, cellular component: nucleus. Gene Ontology annotation, biological process: regulation of transcription by RNA polymerase II. Lineage: Eukaryota; Metazoa; Chordata; Actinopteri; Gobiiformes; Gobiidae. Bases 177 to 935 code for a protein of 252 amino acids.
CCGGUUAGCAUUCGUGCAGAAAGUCGAGCGUGUUUUGUUUUUUAUUUACGGAUUUAACGAUAUUACGGCAGAGUUAAGAUGUUUUUCUUUUCAUACCAUCUUUUUAGUUUGUUUUAAUGUUUUGAAUGAGCCUGUCUCUAAUUUUUUGCACUGGAAGCUCUGGGUCUCUGUGAACCAUGGCAACCACCUCCUCCUCUUCCCGUAGCUUUUCCUCCUCCUCUUCUGUCAGGUCAGACCAGAGCCGAGAGAGGGACCCAUCCAGAGACGUCAAGACUCACUUCAGAGUUUGUCGCUUUAUCAUGGAAGCAGGGGUCAAGCUGGGCAUGCGCUCGGUGCCCGUGGCCACAGCCUGCACUCUGUACCAUCGUUUCUGCGCCCGUGUUGACAUCACCGCCUACGAACCCUUUCUCGUCGCCAUGAGCUGCAUGUAUUUAGCCGGGAAAGUUGAGGAGCAGCACCUGAGAACACGUGACAUCAUCAAUGUCAGCCACAGGUGUUUUCGCAGCGGCAGCGCUCCUCUGGAAUGUGACCAGGACUUCUGGGACCUCAGGGACAGUGUGGUGCAGUGUGAGCUCCUCAUCCUCCGACAGCUCAACUUCCAAGUCUCAUUCCAACAUCCACACAAGUUCCUCCUGCACUACUUGCUGUCCGUGCGUGCGCUGUUGAACCGUCACGCCUGGGCUCGCUCCCCCGUUGCCGAGGCGUCGUGGGCCCUCCUUAGAGACUGUUACCACGGCGACAUGUGCAUCCGUCACGCCCCUCAGCACAUGGCGAUCGCGGCCAUCUACCUCGCCCUCCACAGCUACGGUGUGGAACUGCCCAGAGGAGACAAGGAGUGGUGGGAGGUGCUGUGUUCAGACGUGACCAGGGCCGAUAUCGACGCAGUGAUUUCAGAUCUUCUGCAGCUCUACGACCUGGAGGCAAAAUGUGUCUGAACCAACACAGCUACAGCCUACGGGGGGCAGCACUACACUCACCCUGCAGCCAAGAGGAGCCAGCAGGGGGCAGAGCAGGAGUGAAGUAAGACUGGAUGAAAACCAGCUCCAAACCAGGUCUAAUCAGGUCUAAACUAGGUCUGAAACCAACUUGUUAUUGUAAUUUUAUGUGUGAGAGACUUGCUUAUCAGCUCAGCAUUUUUUUUCUGAUUGGAAUGUGUUAAAAUAAAGCUCAGAUUAAAGUCUAAUAGAGCUUUUGACAGAGCAGUUCCUACAGGUAGCAUCACCUCCCCAGGGAUGUUGAUGACAUCAGUUGCAAAGUGUAGAGAAAACAGCCAAUCAGUGAACACCUCCUGACAGACACUGGAGUCAUAAUUGAUCCUGUACAACACUUUGUGGUAGUGAUGAUGCUGUUUGUUUUGCUGUGCUUUAGAAAUAAACUUGACCUUGACCUUGACCUGGAGAGGAAAUGGUUGAAGCAUAAAAGUCACAUUUAGACCAAGACCAGACCCGGACCAGACCGGGACUAGACCAGGACUAGACCAGGACCAGACCAGGACCCACUGAGUCUGGAUUUGUCUGUAUUUCUGAAUGGAGCUACUGUUCAGAUGUGAUGAAAACACAGCUGUAGCAGUACUGCCGUCUGCCACAAGAAGGAGCUAUUUCUUGCUUUUUAAAAAUAGGAUUUCUCACUGCAAAGUACUUUAGUCCUCUGGACAUAUCACCAAAGUCAUGGAUAAGCUGCUCAAGGAGUUACUGUAACUGUAAGGUCUGGUGGACUUUAAAAUCCCUUCAGGAAAUGUGUCAUCUACACCUGACCCAUCCUUCAGUGUCUCUGGAAUAAACCUGCAUUUGACCCAACAUUCAGUAUCUCUGGAAUAAACCUGCGUUUGACCCAUCCUUCAUUGUCUCUGUGUGUGACCCAUUAUUCAGUGUUAUUUGGUGUGCAGUAUGUAGCUGGAGGAUUAUUGUACUGUUUUGAUUACUGGGAAAUUCAGGAGAAAUCAACCAGACGCAGGCAGAACAUGCAAACUCCAUACAUUUUGGAACUCGAACCUGAAACCUGUGGUGUUAAGGCUGUUGCACUGUUUCAACCUGGACUGUGGCUGACAAAAUAAUGACUUUAGUUUCUAGUUGGUUUAAUUUAAUUUUUGAGCUAAUUAUGCCAAAUUUUGUACAAAUGUUUGUGCUAUUUAACAGUUUAAGCUUUGUGUGAAAUAAACAUGUUUUGUAUUUUU